Messenger RNA from Rhizophagus irregularis DAOM 181602=DAOM 197198, 543 nucleotides. The record is from RefSeq and is a predicted model, not a curated record. Lineage: Eukaryota; Fungi; Glomeromycota; Glomeromycetes; Glomerales; Glomeraceae.
UUGGUGAUAGAAUAUGCUGAAAAUGGUACUCUCCGAGAAUAUUUGAAAGAAAAUUUUAAAUAUCUCACUUGGAAUGAUAAAUUUAAUCUUGCAUUCCAACUGGUUUGUGCAGUAUCAUGUUUACAUAACGAAGGGAUCGUGCAUCGCGAUUUGAACUCCAAAAAUGUGUUAAUCCAUCGGAAUAUUGUUAAACUAGCAGAUUUUGGCUUAUCAAAAAGAAUUGAGGAAACAUACUUUCAAUCAAAAAUAUUUGGAUUAAUUCCUUAUAAUGAUCCACAAAGUUUUAAUAGUUCAACAUCGUUAUAUGUAUUAAAUGAAAAAAGUGAUGUUUACAGCAUUGGUGUAUUAUUAUGGGAGAUAUCCAGUGGCCGACCGCCUUUUAGUGAUGAAUUAAAUUAUCUUGGAUUGGUUAUGAAAAUUUUUCAAGGUCUUAGAGAGAAACCUAUUCUUGAUACACCAGAAGAAUAUAUAAAAAUUUAUACUGAUUGUUGGAAUAUUGAACCUGAUAACCGUCCAACUAUCAAUCAAGUUGUCGUUAAAUUA